Messenger RNA from Chara braunii, 5392 nucleotides. The record is from the annotation of a GenBank genome assembly. Lineage: Eukaryota; Viridiplantae; Streptophyta; Charophyceae; Charales; Characeae.
GCCUAGAUCGAGUCACGAAGAGGUGAAUUGGGAGAACUUCUCUCCCAGCUGCUGGUGGACAUGGAACUCGCUGUCCCGGCCGCAAGAGAACACAUCCAUGGUAAGUUUGACCUUGAAGCGAUCUCUGAUCACUUGGCCAAAGCUACCACGGGUGUAGAGAUGGUGGCGGCAGCAACAGAGAUCCAUAAAGUCAUUGGCCAGUGUCGUGAGAUAUUGGACCAAUUCACCAUCCAACAGUUGGAAGAGAUUGCCCAACGGAAAGAUACCGUGCCAGAAGUAAAGGUAGAAAGUAUUGAAGAGAACAUACAACAGUUGAAAGAGACACUCGCGAAAGAAGAAAGUAAGCGAGAAGAACUGUUACAAAAGAAAGAACAGGAAACUAGGUUGCAGCAGAGAAUGGGUAGAGUUCAGCAACACGUUUCUUUGGAUGAGAAGGAUGUCGCCCAGACGCUGGGGCAAAUACUGACGUAUCUGGCUUUCCUUGAGGAGAAAUUGGACCAACAGCAGAAUAGAAUGGAUGAAUUGGUUGUUGGUCUCCACGUCAUCACUAACAUCGUUAAGGGGAAAGCCCCUUUGAUUGAAAGUGAGGAAGGAAAAAGAAACGAGGAUAAAAAAAAUGACGUUAAGAUUGAUAAGUUGCGCAUCGGCGGAAUGAAAGACGGCGACGCAUCCAAAAAGGAAACGGAAAAGAAACCGGAAGAGAAACCGGAAAAGAAACCCAACGGGAAUGGUAAUGGAAACGGGAAUGGGAACGGGAACGGAAAUGGGAAUGGUGGUCCCAACGGUCCCCCUCCCCCUCCUAAGGACAAUUCCAAAUCCGCAGAUCCGACUAAGCCAAAGAAAAAGGAAAAGGUGAAGAUGAAAUUGCCUUUUACUUUUUCUAACAAGAAAGAAGAAAACCUUCCUCUUUGGAUCGCUGAGAUCCAAACCUACGUUGGGACUGCCCCGGCAGAAGAAGAGUCGCAAGUUGCGUUCACCACUUCUUGUAUGGGGGGAGAGGUGAAACAAUGGGUUCUGGCGGAAGCUAAUGCCGCGGGGUUUGACGAUAUAGAUGAUUGGGCGAAGACCAUGACCUUGAAGCAGUUCCUUGCAAAAGUCAAGGACCGCUUUCUGGACAAGACUACGACCGAUAAGGCCUUCGACCAACUCACCACGAUAGGGCAGAAGUCCUGGUCUUCAGUUGAGUCAUUGUCUCGUGAGGUUGACCGACUGUUGCAGGUUUCCGGUCUUAACCUGCAGGACUCUCAGGUCCUUUACAUUUACUCGCGUGCAUUGCCCGAACCGAUCCGAGGGCACUUGGUCGCCGAGGCCAAGUCCGGUAAGUAUAGUUACCGUCAGUUCCGCGACCUGGCGUUGCAGCGGGAACAAAUGACUUCGCAAGUCAAAGGUUCCUAUGCUGCUGCCGUAAAGAAUGGAGGAGGAAGCAGUCGGGGAGGCUACGACAAGCGGGUCAUAUGGCGUCAAAAGCGCCAAGACCACACCCUCGUCGUAUUCGACGACGAUACAAUGGAGAAAUGGCCAUUGGAGAACGAGGGUGCUGGUGACAGCAGCAGUGACCCCGGAAAAGGGGAGGUUACCGCUGCAACGGUCAACAAGGGAGGACUGUCAUUGAACACUCGACCGAAGGGAAGACCACGCUCCUUCCCAUACCAUCCUGGGAUUGCGGUCGGCAGACCGUGGCUGAAGAUGGGACUAACCCGAGAGGUGUGGCAAGAUAGAAUGGAUAAUGCGCAGUGCCUCAACACGAUGACGGUAACGCAGUACGUCGAUCGUGUUCGUUGUGAGUUCAGUACCAAGGAUGGAAAGAAGAUUUGGCAUGAGCUUCCCUUCCUGAUCGAGAAGAACAUGCCGUUUGAUAUCAUCUUGGGAAUGGAUUGGCACGAGGAAGCUGAUCCCAAGAUUGAUUUCAAACAGAAAGAAGUAAGAAUUAAGGAUGAAUCGUCUGAGUUACAACCGAUUAAGUUGUAUCAUCGGUCAGGGUCUGAUUCUGUCUUGUCUUUUUGCUGUAUGAGCUACCCUGCAUUCCGAUCGAUGGUUGCAAAGAAGAAGUUAGAGGAUGAGGUAGUAAUGUUGUUAGUUAAGAAAGUAGGUGAGUCUUCAACUACCCAUCCUCYUGGCAUAGAUGCACUCCUAACGRAGUUUGCCGAUGUUCUGUCUGAACCAACCGGGGUCACUUCGCGUGCUAUCAAGCACACGAUCGAGAUUGUGCCCGGUAGCAAGGUUCCCAAGGGCCCUAUCUAUCGCUUGUCUCCAAGGGAACUUGAGGAACUUAAGAAACAACUGUUUGAGUUGACGGAGAAGGGAUGGAUUCGCCCUAGCUCCUCUCCUUAUGGUGCACCUGUCUUGUUUGUGCCCAAAAAGGAAGGUGAGCUGCGCCUUUGCAUCGACUACCGAGGGCUGAAUGCCGUCACCGUCAAAAACGUCGAACCUUUGCCAAGGAUCGACGAUCUCUUGGAUCAGUUGCAGGGUUGUCGAGUCUUUAGCAAGAUCGACCUUAAGUCUGGGUACCACCAGAUCGAGGUGGAUCCCGCCGAUCAGCAUAAGACCGCGUUCCGUACGAGAUAUGGUCAUUACGAGUUCAUCGUGAUGCCAUUUGGUCUAACGAACGCACCUGCGACCUUCCAAAGGUCAAUGAACGAGUUGUUUAGGCAAUGGCUCGACGACUUUGUAAUCGUCUACUUGGAUGACAUUCUAGUGGCUGAGAAGUUUGACGUCGCAUUUGUUGAACCCAAGAAGAAAUUGAUGACAAGGGCGGAGUUGCGCACUGCCAUUGCAAGGAGGCGGGCAGGCAAUCGUAAAGGGUUCAUAAGUGGGCUUGACCCAUUUUCUGAUGAAGAGCAAGCGAAAAAGGAGAAGCGAGCAGAGCGAUUUGUUGCCACCUUAGCGCUUCAAGAUGUUUCAAUGCAUGACAAAGUGGACUCCUACAGUAUGGAGAAUGCUUGGCAAUCAACAGAGCGAGAGCGCAUUGGAAUGUCCCAGACCCUUCAGGCUGCUACAGUCGACCGCGGCUUGGAUGUGUUGGAGGCACGCAAGGAUGUGCGGCCUGGCACAAAAUUGCGACGUGAGACUAUUCACAUUUACGGGACAGACCGUAUGUCGACGAAGGAUGUAAUGAUGUACAUGAAGGAUUUCGGACCAAGUUUUGUGGAAUGGAUCAACGAUUCUUCUUGUAAUAUCGUCUUUGAAGAUAUAUACAGUGCAAAGCGGGCGCUGAUUGGGAUGGGCAUCCCAGAAGAAACAAUGUCAGAGCCAAUUGCUGGCCAAGAGCCUCUAGCACGGUGGUAUAUCGGGAAACCUUUCUGCAAAGGCGCAGUACAGAUUCCCCUAUCUAUGCGGAUUGCGUGUGUCGACGAUGUGAAACCGACCAAAGGAGUAAUUUCAAGGCAUUUGUGGGAUGCAAGGCCGCUACUCAGACUACCUGCAGCGCAGCGCAGCAGAGGGAUGGCGCCCGCCGCUGUCAGGAGGAGAAGACUGCUACCGGUUGAGCCUGAAACUGGAUACGAACCGAGUGAGGAUCGAUUGAUCCCCCAAGCAACGUCAGGCGAGAGCGUUGGUGGCGGCAUUGCUGGAGUGACGAGAGAUCAGCAUAAACGGAAACACACAAGAGCUGCUGAUGCCAGGCAGGAGAACACAUCGGCAAGAAGACGGCCAAGGCCGAAGGUUACGCGGCCUCGUAAACUGCAGAAUAGCUUGUAUAGUAUUGACAUCAACCAUAUUCAAAACUUGACUGUGAACAUAACAAACAGUGGUGCUGCGAAUGAAGCGACAAGAAACGGGAAACGGAAGUCGGCGGGGAGAAGAGCUGGUGUCGAUGUGGGGGCGGGGCAAGCACCUACGGUUGUCAUGGGGGGUGCAGGGUCAGCCCCAUUUAAUGUGCGAGACCUCCGCGACUGGCUUAACAGGGGGUUGUUCUCGGAGCCCGAUAGUGAGGGUGAUGAUGUACGAGAUGAUGGCUAUGAUGAAGGUAGCUACGAUGGCGAGCAUCAAGAGGAGGGCUCUGAGGAAAGGGAGCCCUCAGAAGAGAGAAGGGACGAUAAGGAAGAUGGAACGGAAGUGGAUCCAAAUGACCGUUGGGAAGAUGCAGAAGGGGGGGAGGUUGAAUCUGGAUACGGAUUUGAAGACAGAUAUGUUGCCAGCGACUCGCGUUGGGAGGACGAGUACCUCCAGGAAGGGACGUGCGAAAAAUCCAACUCCAAACAAACGAUGGAAAGUGCUGUGAAGAAGGAUGUGAAGGUAUCAAAACCGUCAGCGGAGGGAAAAGAGGGAAGGGAGGAAAGAGAUGGUUUGCAUGAGAAACUAAGGAGAAGAGAGAGAAUAGAGAGUAGAGGGGUAAGAGAGAGGUGGGAUGGGAACGGUGGGAGAGGAGGUAGGAGGGACGUGAGGGAUGCGAGAGAGGGGAGGGACAGGAGGGAUGUGAGAGAGAACUCUCAGAUUAGGGAAGUGAGAGAUGGUAGGGAUGGACGACAAGAUGGGGGUGGGCGGGUAGAGAGGGAACGAAAAGAUAAGAGGGAGGACAAGGAACGAGCAGAAGCGAGAGAAGGGAGGGAAAAACGGGAGCGGGAGAGGGAGUGGAGAGAGAUGAGGGAUGGCAGAGAGAAGCGGGAGAGAGAGAGAGAAUGGAGAGAUGCAAAGGAACCCAAGGAACGCUCACAAACCGAAGAUGGAGGGAGGCGGCAUGAGGCACACAAAGGUGAUGAUAAGGAUAUCAGAAAGAUGGCUGAUGAGAGGGAAGCGAGAAAGAGGGGGAAGGAGAAGAGGAGAGACUGAAGAACUGACAAUAUUUCUGUCCGUUGGGCAAAAGCGGAGGAGGGCUUCUGUGUAUUAUGUGCACGUGUGGACUUGAGAUUGCGGCAAUCCUACCUGCCAUUCAGGUCGAGGUCCAGAUCUCUGUUCAGGCCAGUAUUUUUUGGCACUAUUUCGUUUUUUUGUAGUUCGAUCGACAGCGAAGAAUCUACUCAGACAGCCGUCAAUCUGUGCCGUUAGCAGCAGUGGAGCAGAAACCUCUUCCAAACGGCACAGAUUGACGGCUCAGAUUGUACUCGUCGGAUGACAGGCUACAUAGGAAGGUAUGGGCUUUCCUUGUUGGCCACUCAGACCCUCGUUCGUCUGUUCACGGUAAAUGGAAUCCCCAGCAAUAGCAUCAUAAUUAUCCGAUUGGCUUAUCGAAAUUAGCAGAAAGGUGUGAAAAAGCCCAGGGAGGCUGGCAUAGUAUUUGGGUGCGCGAUUAUGCAAUCUGAUUCCAUAGUAUUUGUGACCACAGUCACCACAUAGUAUUUGGACAUAGUAUCCGAUCCUCCUGCACCCACAGCAAAUGAGAGAAUUCGGAAUGUGAUUUUGCUUUCUGACACAGCAGCGCGUAAGUUCAGCAAAAUGAUAAAAUCCUUUCAGAUGA